CACUUCCUGGUGCUGUUUGUUGUGGAAAUACCGUGGAACUGAAACAGCCAACUGUACAGAUCAGGAACAAGGAAGAAACAUCGCUACUAGCUAGAAUAAAUCUUUGAAGCAUGUGGUGUCAGCGGUAGGUAACAGGCUGAAAGGUUGAACUAGUUACGGACCUCUCGUUGCUUCGGAACGCAAGCUUGGUCUGGAACAGCAAAGCCGGUGGCGCGAGCUGUCGCGAUGUUGUGAACGAUGGACAGCAGAAUAAACGAGUUUCCCGAGAGGACGUUUGAUUUGGUACUACAGGUUGCAUGCCCAACAUCUGAAAAUGAAGAUCCUACUGUGCGGUGGAGCUUCCCCCAGGACUACACAGACCAGGAGGUUCUCCAGACGGUGCCCAAGUUCUGCUUCCCCUUCGAUGUGGAGAGGGUUUCCCAGAGUCCGGUGGGCCAGAACUUUACCUUUGUGCUGACGGACAUCGAGAGCAAGCAGAGGUUUGGCUUCUGCAGACUCACGUCCGGCUGCCGUGUCUGCAUCUGUCUGCUCAGUUAUCUGCCCUGGUUUGAGAUCUAUUACAAGCUCCUGAACACGCUAGCAGAUUACCUAACCACAAACCAGGAGAAUGAGCUGAAUGACAUGCUGAACUCUCUGUACAGUCUGCCGGUGCCAAAGCCCUUCACCCCCGUCAACCUGAGUGUGGCCGCACUGUUGCAUAUAGCCACUGGGCAAGUACUGAAAGAUGCACCAAGCCAGCAGCCGCACUCCUACUUCAUAACACCAGAUAUCAACGGCCUGCCCACCAUCCCGGAGAGUAGGAACCUGACAGAGUAUUUUGUGGCGGUGGACGUCAACAACAUGCUACAGCUGUACGCCAGCAUGCUGCACGAACGACGCAUUAUCAUUACCUCAAGCAAGCUUAGCACUUUAACAGCGUGUGUCCACGGUUCAGCUGCCAUGUUGUACCCCAUGUACUGGCAACACAUCUACAUCCCUGUACUGCCUCCACAUCUUCUGGACUACUGCUGUGCCCCCAUGCCAUACCUGGUAGGAGUUCAUCUCAGCCUGCUCGAGAGAGUGCGUAGCAGGUCGUUGGAGGAUGUAGUGAUACUAAACGUUGACACCAACACACUAGAGAGUCCCCAGAAUGACCUGCAGAACCUGCCCAGUGACGUGCUCCACUCUCUGAAGAGUAAGCUGAAGAAGCAGUCGACAGCAACAGGAAGUGGAGUAGCGAGGUCCUUCCUCCGAGCUCAGGCUGCUUUGUUUGGAUCCUACAGAGACGCCCUCCGAUACAAACCUGGGGAGCCAAUCACAUUCUGCGAGGAGAGUUUUGUGGCUCACCGCUCCAGCACCAUGAAACACUUCCUGGAGAUGGCUGUCAACCUGCAGCUCUUCAAACAGUUUAUUGACGGCCGUCUGGCCAAGCUGAACGCGGGAAGAGGCUUCACUGACCUGUUCGAGGAUGAGAUCACUGAGGGAGGUUUCUGUGGAAGUAAUUCCAAGUCUUAUCAACAGUGGGUGCACACCGUCAAGAGAGGCGGAGCGCUGAUCAACACUGCGGUGACCAAGAGAGGCGGAGCGCUGAUCAACACUGCGGUGACCAAGGCCAAGAGUCAUGCCAAGAGGGGCAUUCGCAGGCUUAAACAAAGGAUGGGAUUCACCAUGAGUCACCUGAGGAACGCUGGUUGUGUUUUUGUUUUUUUACAGCAUUAUGACACCAAGUGUCCCAUGGGAUGUCCUGACUUUGCCAUCGAUGGCGAUGAAGAGGACACUGCCAACAAGAUCUCGUCUGAGGACAGUGGGGAGGUGGCGUCUUACACAGAGGACAGCGACGAAUCCUAUUCGUUGGAGCUGGACACAGACUCCUCCCACACGGGCCAGAUGAACCUAUUGGAGGAGAUCCUGGACUCUCUGAGCACCACCAGCACAGAGCACGGCAAACUCAGCGCCGCCAAGAGCCUGGACUUCAGUUCAAUGGACAACAUCAACUACAAGGCAACGAACACCUCCAACCCUGUCAGUGAGAGCAACCUGCCCCAGGUGUGUACUAGUGGCAGUGGGGUGGUGGGGAGAGGAGGAGAACAGGGAGGGGGCUGGCAGGAUGACGGUGCCCUCCACGGGAAGCACCUGCCCCCCUCCCCACGUAGACAGCCCAGCAAGAGCAGCCUCGAGAGGCAAAAGCAUAUCCUCUCAACAUCCUCUCCACCCGUCCUAGCUCCAGCCUCAGAGCAGGACAACCAGGUCCCCAAUCUCCAGCCCAAGACCCAGGCCCCUCAGACCAAGGCCCAGAAUAAAAUCCAACCUAAUCCCCAGGUCCUUUAUGACACACCCGCUAUCUGUCUCUCUCAGCUCUGUCCAGAGGAGUCUUCGCUCCCCACACCUCCAUCACCAUCCCUGGGAGACCACCACAUCUCAUCCAACCGGUCUCCAGCACCAACUCGUGCCUCCACAUGCAAUCCUCCACUGGCAACACACACACCACCGCUAACCCACACUAGAGAGUCCCCAAACCCCCAGUUGCUCAGCCCUGAGUCCAAACCCCAGACCACCUCCAGCAUCCUGCGGAGGAAGGUGCUGUCCAAGGAAACGAUGAGGCAGUACCAGGACAAGAGUCUCCAGAGGCAGGGCAGCAAGAACCGAGAGAGUCUGGGGGUGAAGGCCAGGCAGCCUUCAGUGCUGGUGCCCUGGGAGAGAGAGAGCCCAGAGGAGAUGGGUCAGGGAGAGGAGCUGGGGCAAGAACAGGACAGGGUCUCAGGGGCAGAGGUCCAGGAGAAAGGACUUCUGGAGGAGAUAGAUUCCAUGUGUCAUCUCGGCUCAGACUUUCAGACCAGCCUACAACUGUCCCAGGUCCACUGCAAAAACAACAACACACAUGAUAAUACCCAUUACAACAACCACAGCCACAGCAAAGCCACAGACAAGUCUUGA
Oncorhynchus kisutch (coho salmon) is the source of this 2913-nucleotide messenger RNA. Its product is annotated as DENN/MADD domain containing 1B. The record is from RefSeq and is a predicted model, not a curated record. Gene Ontology annotation, cellular component: intracellular membrane-bounded organelle; cytosol; nuclear speck. Gene Ontology annotation, molecular function: phosphatidylinositol phosphate binding; guanyl-nucleotide exchange factor activity. Lineage: Eukaryota; Metazoa; Chordata; Actinopteri; Salmoniformes; Salmonidae. The transcript has 23 exons. The coding region runs from base 238 to 2913 and encodes 891 amino acids. Gene Ontology annotation, biological process: endocytosis; endocytic recycling.